This is a messenger RNA of Colletotrichum gloeosporioides, 408 nucleotides long. RefSeq lists its product as uncharacterized. The record is from RefSeq and is a predicted model, not a curated record. The transcript has a single exon. The coding region runs from base 1 to 408 and encodes 135 amino acids. NCBI's taxonomy places the organism in Eukaryota, Fungi, Ascomycota, Sordariomycetes, Glomerellales, Glomerellaceae.
AUGGCCGUUCUUAAAGAUGUCUGGACAAACUCAUCAGCGCAAUCUUUCAGCUUCAAAACAUUCUUAUUCGCCUUCCAAACAGCUCUGUCUUUAGUCAAGAUGCAGUUCUCCGCCCUCCUCGCCACCAUCGCCGGCCUCGCCGUCGGCGUCAGCUCCGCAGCUUUCGACGUUCGCGGCGAAGACGUCGGCUGCGUCGGCGCCUGCGGUCACGACUACGCCUGCAUCUCCCAGUGCUUCGACAAGCGCGGCCUGGAAACCCGCCAGUCCGCUGCGCAGCAGUGCGUCUUUGGAUGCGCCAAAGACGAUUACGGAUGUUACGCCAACUGCUUCAACAAGCGUGACGAGAGGACCGCCUGUGUUGGAGCUUGCGGCCAUGAUUAUGCCUGCAUCGGCAGAUGCUUGGGAUAG